This is a messenger RNA of Apodemus sylvaticus (European woodmouse), 726 nucleotides long. It is a transcript of the gene Prss58, whose product is annotated as serine protease 58. Gene Ontology annotation, molecular function: serine-type endopeptidase activity. The coding region runs from base 1 to 726 and encodes 241 amino acids. Gene Ontology annotation, biological process: proteolysis. The record is from RefSeq and is a predicted model, not a curated record. The transcript is spliced from 5 exons. NCBI's taxonomy places the organism in Eukaryota, Metazoa, Chordata, Mammalia, Rodentia, Muridae.
AUGAAGUUGGUCUUCCUUUGCAUUCUUUCAACCCUGCUUGGUACUUUUGCCUAUAAUCCAGACCACAUAGCUGGCACCACUCCCCCCUACUUGGUCUACCUGAAGUCUGAUUAUUUGCCCUGCACUGGAGUCCUGAUCCAUCCUUUUUGGGUGAUCACAUCUGCACACUGCAAUUUACCGAACCUUCGGGUGAUUCUUGGAAUAACAAAUCCAUCAGAUUCCAUGGAAAGGGAUGUGGAGGUGUCUGACUAUGAGAAAAUGUUCCAUCAUCCAUACUUCUCAGUCUCUUCUAUUUCAUAUGACCUCAUGUUAAUCAAACUGAAAAGAAGGAUUAAGCACAGUAACUAUGCAAAAGCGGUCAAACUGCCUCAACACAUUGUGCCUGUGAAUGCCAUGUGCUCUGUGUCUACAUGGGCCUACAAUCUAUGUGACAUCACCAAGGACCCUGACUCACUGCAGACUGUGAAUGUCACUGUAAUCUCCAAGGCUGAGUGCCAAAAUGCCUACAAAGUCUUUGACAUCACAGAAAACAUGAUCUGUGUGGGCAUCGUGCCAGGGCGGAGGCUGCCCUGCAAGGAAGUAAUGGCUGCCCCAGCCGUCUGCAACGGGGUACUCUAUGGAAUCUUGUCUUAUGCCGAUGGCUGUGUUCUGAGAGCUGAUGUCGGCAUCUAUGCUAGCAUCUUUCACUACAUGCCCUGGAUUGAAGAUACCAUGAAAAAUAACUGA